Molecule: messenger RNA, 641 nt
Organism: Mangifera indica (mango)
Lineage: Eukaryota; Viridiplantae; Streptophyta; Magnoliopsida; Sapindales; Anacardiaceae
Product: thioredoxin H7-like
Exons: 3
Coding region: 80-472 (130 amino acids)
Source: RefSeq, a predicted model, not a curated record
CAACCACACUCUUCACUACAAGCCAAAUUAAAGCUCUUGUCUUGUAAGCUGUAAGCAAUUUUCCUUUGAGAAAUUGAAGAUGGGAGCAAACAUGUCUGAGCUCGAGAACCCACAUGGCUUUAGCUUUGUAAAUACCAACCAGCUUAUAGAGUGUCAAUCCAAGAACCAAUGGAAGGCUCAGUUUGAUGCCAACAAAGGAAGCAACAAGCUGAUGGUCGUUUAUUUCACUGCUCCAUGGUGUAGACCUUGCAAAUUGUUGGAACCAUAUAUCAAAGAGUUAGCUGCCAAGUAUUCAGACGUUUCGUUUCUCAAGAUUGAUACCGAUAAGCUGAUGGCGGUGGCAAGGGAAUUUGAGCAGAUUGAUGUGUUGCCAACCAUGGUUUUUGUUAAGAAAGGGAAAGAAAUUGAUAGGGUGGUGGGAGCCAAGAAGGAAGAAGUGCAGAUGAAAAUUGAGAAACACAGGAGCUUUUAAUUAUUACAAGUAUUAAAUCAUACUAUGUUACUGCCUUAAAAUAAAUGAAGGCUCCAUAGACCACAGACACACCAGAAGUGGCUGAAAGUCAGUGCUAUUUGCUAAAUAAGAUUUUGUCAUUUCUUUAAUUUUCAUAUGGCUAAUGCAGCUUGUACUGCGCUUUUCUUUA